ACCCUCCCCCCCCCAAACCCCCCUGGCCCUUUUGGUUUUUGCUUUCUUUUUUGCUGCAAGAGGGCGAUCCGGCUUGGUUUCAAAACCUAGGCGGCCUUUUCACCCCCCACUCCCCCCAGCACUUCUAUAUGACUCUCGGUUGAGUGAAGAGAGGCCAUCGAUCAACAUUUAUGCGCUCUUAAGCCUGGAGAACAAAUUUGCCCGGCCGCCAUGGGGAAAUCGAACAGCAAGUUGAAACCUGAAGUUGUAGAAGAGCUUACCAGAAAGACAUACUUCACAGAGAAGGAGGUUCAGCAAUGGUACAAAGGCUUUAUCAAGGACUGUCCCAGUGGGCAGCUGGAUGCAGCUGGAUUCCAAAAGAUCUACAAGCAAUUCUUCCCCUUUGGAGACCCGACCAAGUUUGCAACCUUUGUCUUUAACGUCUUUGACGAAAACAAAGAUGGAAGGAUUGAGUUUUCAGAAUUCAUCCAGGCCCUGUCGGUCACUUCUCGAGGAACGUUAGACGAAAAGCUGCGGUGGGCCUUUAAACUGUACGACUUGGACAACGAUGGGUACAUCACGAGGAACGAGAUGCUGGACAUUGUAGACGCCAUUUACCAGAUGGUGGGCAACACGGUGGAGCUUCCAGAGGAGGAAAACACACCAGAGAAAAGGGUGGACCGGAUUUUUGCCAUGAUGGACAAAAAUGCCGAUGGGAAGCUCACUCUGCAGGAGUUCCAGGAGGGAUCUAAGGCCGACCCCUCGAUUGUACAAGCGCUCUCUCUUUAUGACGGACUUGUAUAGUUCCAUGGCCCUGUGCUUUGACACGCCUGAGGGGACCUCUUCCAGUGCCAUCAGACCACCUCUGAAGCGACGCUCGCCUGACUGUGCCAGCCCUCCUUUGUGUGAAUGCGAACAAGGGAUGCGCUUGAAGCGUGGCGUCAACCCAACCACUUUGCGCUCGAAAUCAACUGUGUCUCCAUUUGCCAAUUUCUGCAUUUAAUUAAAAACGGGGGAGGGGAGGGGGGAGGGAAGAAGAGACGGCAGCACCCUUCCCUCCGGGCCGUGAACGUUGUUGGGUGGAGAACCCUCCCACACGCAGAAUAACUAUGCUUUUGUUUGUUUCUUUUGAAUGAACUAAGAACAAGUGAUAUUUUACAUUUUUUUCACGGGGGGAAGAUGAAGAUUGGAGAUGUAGGUACCGUAAAUACAUCGGUGUUUCCGGCUGCUGCCAGGUUGGAUAGGAACUGGUAGAGAGGUUCAUUUAAUCGGUACUGGCUUUUGCAUUCAAAAAGAGGGUGGAGUAAGGGGUAGGGUAAGGAUAAAAAUCCAUUUGAAAUUGAUGUUACACAUCACUGGGUUUGACGCAAACUGCAUUGCUAGGAAAUAUGUAUACGUAUAAUUGGGGCGGGGGUGUGACACAUUAUUGUACGCUGUCUCUUUUUAAUUUUUUUUUGUGCGUAUAGGAAAAAGAGAGGCGCACUUUUUGGGUUUUUUUAGAAAAGGACAUUACCUCUCAAGUGGUACCUAUUUAUUUGCUGUU
This is a messenger RNA of Gekko japonicus, 1522 nucleotides long. It is a transcript of the gene NCS1, whose product is annotated as neuronal calcium sensor 1. The transcript is spliced from 8 exons. NCBI's taxonomy places the organism in Eukaryota, Metazoa, Chordata, Lepidosauria, Squamata, Gekkonidae. Bases 211 to 783 code for a protein of 190 amino acids. The record is from RefSeq and is a predicted model, not a curated record. Gene Ontology annotation, molecular function: calcium ion binding; calcium sensitive guanylate cyclase activator activity.